UCGCCCAACUACGUAUCGGACAAGCGCUGGGCAUUCUCAGGCUAUCAUGGCUUCGUAGGAGCUUGAGCCACCAGUCGCGAAUCGUGGGACUCUGAACAAUGCACAAAGUUGCACAGCACCUUACGUCGCCAGAGAGCACCAGACAAGAAUGGCGACCCACGCACCUUCCGGAAUCACGAAACCUUCGCUCCGAGUGCUCUCGCCGACCCCGGACAUGUCUCGAGAUAUCAUCGGUCGGGACGUCAGAAGAGUGGGCCGCUAGCAUGUCGCCAACCAACAUACCACAUCAUCCAAAGCGGUGCGAAAAAAGUCGACUCAAGGCAUCAGCUGCUGGCCCAGGAUCCAGCGUCCACAAAGACACAAAGACGAUGAGGACAGGUCGCGCAGUCCGGGCUGUGACGGCUGAGGGUUCGUCCGGCAGUGGGAGGACGAGCAUAGUCCUGCAGGUGACAAUUAUCAUGUGCUCUUCUUUCCAUGUCCGCGCGGCAGAACGCAGGGUCGUACCGAGCCUAGCGACGAGCGGCGCAAUUCGUAAAGUGGUUUGCGAGGCACAAACGAUGGAGCUGGACUCAGGUGGGGCACUGUCCUGCGCUACGCACUCGUGGCUCAACAGAAUUCCUCCAGGAGAACGCGAGAUUGAAAGAAAAAUUCCACUCCUGUAUCUUGCCCCGUUCGACUUGCCAACUACAAGUUAUGGGAGCUCCGGGUCUUCUGUUUCUGUGCUGUAUUAAUGCAAUCAAGCCACUGAUCGACAAUGCGUAUGUUCCUGCGAUGCUCCUUUUCUCCGAAUCGUGAUCUCCGAGUUCAGAUGCACGCCGCAGACCCAUAAUUCUCAAUGCAUGACGCAACAUUGACAGCUGUUGAGCACCGACCACAAAUAUGUAUUACCGAAGGGAAUGGCCUUAAUGCUCAGGGUCUCCAUCGCUCAUUCGGGUAGAUCAGACGCCUUCAAAAUGGUCAGCAG
This is a messenger RNA of Emericellopsis atlantica, 964 nucleotides long. RefSeq lists its product as uncharacterized. The transcript has 2 exons. The coding region runs from base 99 to 731 and encodes 210 amino acids. NCBI's taxonomy places the organism in Eukaryota, Fungi, Ascomycota, Sordariomycetes, Hypocreales, Bionectriaceae. The record is from RefSeq and is a predicted model, not a curated record.